Messenger RNA from Dinoponera quadriceps, 2228 nucleotides. RefSeq lists its product as uncharacterized. Gene Ontology annotation, biological process: alcohol metabolic process. The record is from RefSeq and is a predicted model, not a curated record. The coding region runs from base 283 to 1500 and encodes 405 amino acids. NCBI's taxonomy places the organism in Eukaryota, Metazoa, Arthropoda, Insecta, Hymenoptera, Formicidae. The transcript is spliced from 4 exons. Gene Ontology annotation, molecular function: alcohol dehydrogenase (NADP+) activity.
GAACGCGCGCCGACGCGACGAGCUAGUGCGUCUCGCGCGAUCCGUGAGAGGUGGAUCAGCGAAUUGUGUCUCUCAUAUUUUCUCCAAAAACUUCGCUGCAAUUUCUCUCCGCGAAGCUGUAGAAUUCGCGCUGAGAACAAUAUUGCGAGCAAUUAUAGCGUUCUGAUUUUUUCAUCGUCAGCGGCAGCACUCAAUAGUACGCGGGAGUGUGAGACUUGUUUUGACUCUUGAGUGAAGAAAAGUGAUUUUGAAAAAUAUAUCCAUUCUAAUUUUGAACUGAUUAUGCCGGUGGAGUUGGAACCCAUGGCGCCUAUAGCUCCUACGUCCUACAAUGGGGAGAAGAAGAUGAACAAGCUGUGCCGGCAGCUCUCGAUCGAGAGCCCCAGCGUAACCGGAAGUCGGGAGUGCGUGUUCAGUUUCGAUGUGCCCGUUCCGGACGUGCCGGCGCACGGUGCCCGCAUCAGGGUGAUGUGCGCCGGGGCAUGUUACCACCCUCGACGUUCAUCGAGUUUGAACAGUCUGACGUCGGUGUCGAGCGGCAGCAGUCUGGUCACUGAGGUGUCCAUGGAGAGCGACUAUCCAGUGUCACUGCCGCAUCAUGGGGUGCGCGAUGCCGCCCUGUUCCCCGGCUACGAGGUCGCCGGUGUGAUCGAGUCGUUCGGCACUGAAGUGGCCGAGGACUGCGAGCUCGCAGUGGGCGAUCGUGUGAUCCUCUACCCGUACGAUGGUAUCCCUAACGGCUACGUCGAGUACCUGGUGGUGCACGAUCUCAAAUACCUGAUCAAGAUACCGGACAGCAUGUCGCUCAGCGUAGCGGCUAUGCUACCGGCAGGCGCGCUUCUAGCGAUGAACACCGUCUUCGCCGCGCACGAGCACGUGCAGGCGUUGCUGAAGGAGAGAGGUGAGAAAAGCGUAUGCAAGAUCCUGAUAGUUGGCACAGGCGGCCUCGCUUUGUGGGCGCUCAGGAUCGCGUCGUAUCAUUUCAGCAACAUGAGGGAUAGGGUCACCACUACGGUAGCCAGUCUUAAGGACGACGGUCUUCAAAUAGCCCAGGAGUUCCAACGUCGGCACGUCGGUUACAGGGUGAACGUGGUGCAGUGGAGCGAAGACCUGUACGAGAAGCAGCUGAUCGAGCGCACGAUGGACGCCUGCCAGGGCCAGGUAGACGUGGUGAUCGACUUCGGCACGACCUCGCGCAACCUCCACCGCAGCAUGCAGUGCCUCAGCAAGGGCGGCGUGGUGUUCGUGAUCAAGGAGGUGGCCGACCGUCUGCUGCCAAAGUUCAGCCGACGAGCGGAAGAGAGGCAGCAGUCCAUCAAGCCGGUCGAGCCGGGCACCCUCGAGCAGCUGCGUGAGCUCGUGCAGCUGGUCGGCUCUGGCGAGAUCGAGCCGCCCCCCCACACCGUCUACCCGGCCGAGGAAGCGCUCGACGUCGUGCACAAACUCUGCCACUCGGAGAUCCAGGGUCGCGCGAUCCUUCGCUUUUACCCCGCGGAUUAAAGAUCCCACCGCUAAGAUUGCUUUCGUGGAUCGGCGGACGAGAGGCAGAUUCGACGACGACGAUGAUGACGACGACAUUGAUGACGACGCCACGAUCACCGGGAAAAGUAGUCGACGAGACGGCGAUCCGGUUAUUGCGAAUUGUACGGUUAUCAUGAUCAACGUGUGCGUUUCCGGAGUCUCGAGAUGAAAUGUAGCAACUCCGUCGGAGUUGAGCUAUCGCGGGCGAUAAGUAGCUGUUUCCUACCGAUAGCUGGAGCUUAAACUAGACGUGGUGAGAUGACGACGUACCGCGCGGCACGACAGCUCGCGGGUACGGAAGGAGGAGGAGGAAUAGUUAGCGGGAGGACUUUUCGCAGGAUGACAUUCGCUCGUUUCGACACAACGUCGUUCCCUAUCACUUGAAAUCGCAUGAAAUGACGACAAUCCUGAAGAACGUCUCGUCCUUGAAGGAAAGUCGCGUACUGACAGCAGUCUUUCCGGGAAAUCUUUUUUUUUUUCUUGAAGCCGCGCCGAAUUUGUGAACACAGAACGAAAUAGGAAGGUUUUCUCGCUUAUCGCCUUGCAAUUUUUGUUUGGAGUAACGAUCAGACCUUGUAAAUGCGCGGGAGUAAUCACACGUAUAUGGAACGUGCGUCACGAGAGAGCGAAAGAAGGAGAGAAAGAAAGAGAAAUGAAAGAGAUGCUCUUAGAUAACUGUAACGAGAAAAUAACAUUAUUGCCAAUGA